AUGCGCUGCCAGCCCCAGCCGGCGGCUGUGCACAUGAAUGCGGCAGUCGGCCUUGCCGGCGGCUGCGGCUCCACGGCCACCAAACUCCGGUCCAGGUUGCACAUCGAGCUGCCCAGCGUUUUCGAAGCGUCGGUGCUCAUCAUGUCAAAGUUGGGCACAAGAAUGGCCAUGUUCAGCAUUGGUAAGAAUUUUUCUCCCUUAGAUCUUGAUUCCCUGAUGGAGUUCUUAUAUGAUCCAGUGGCUGUGGUGGCCGCGUGGGUGUGCUGCAGGGGACAAGGGAUGAAGUCAUGCCCAUUGCCACGGGGCUCAGUGGGAGGAGAUGUAGGCGAGCUCUAG
Miscanthus lutarioriparius is the source of this 336-nucleotide messenger RNA. The record is from the annotation of a GenBank genome assembly. Lineage: Eukaryota; Viridiplantae; Streptophyta; Magnoliopsida; Poales; Poaceae.